AUGACUCUAUUAUGGAAUUCUUACAUUUUUUUAAUAUUUUUUCCAAUUGUUAAACUUCAAAAAACAGAUAUUAUUAUUGAUACAACAACUAUAGUACCAAACAAACUAGAUUAUGAUACUUCUAUAAUGAAAUCUUUACAUAUUACUAUAUUAGGUGCAUUAAACAAUGAUGAACAUAUUAAAAUACUUAAUCAAACAAGUUUAAAUAUAAAUAAUGAAAUAGAAUUUUCAUCACAAUCAUUUAUUCUUGAUCCAAAUCCAUUAUUAACAAUGACAACAUUAUGUGAAGUAGGUGGUCAAUCACAUGCAAAAAUAAUUAUUGUUGGUAGUUCAACAAAUAAUGAUAAUAAUGAUUUAACAUUAUCUGGUAUUUCAUAUAUAUCUGAUUUUUAUAAUAUACCAAUUAUAACUAUAGCAUCAAGAGAUAAUAUUUUUUCUGAUAAAGCUUUAUAUGAUUUUAUUAUACGAUUAGUACCACCGUAUUUAUAUGAAGCUGAUGCUUGGUUUAGUAUAAUUCGGCAAUUAAAAUAUACCAAAGUUGUAUUAAUAUUUAGUCAAGAAGAAGAAAGUCGAAUGGUAGCAUCAAGAUUUCAAUUGCUUACAGAUGAUUCUGAUAUUCAGAUUGAACGAAUGGAAGAAUAUAUAUCUGGAACGAAUUUGACGUCAUUAAUAUCUAAUUUAACAUCUGAAGCUCGUUUAUUAGCACGUGUUUAUAUCAUACAUGCUGGAAUUGAAGAUACAGAUGAAUUAUUAACAGCUGUUGUACGAUUACAACAAUUAGAAAAUUUCGUAUGGAUUAUUAAUGAACGUGUAUUAGUAUCAAAUAGUUCAGCACUUUUUGAUGGUAUACUUGGUGUUAAAUUACACAGUUCAUUUACUGAAGAAAAUCUUCUUAUUGAUGCAACUCAACUUAUUAUGAAUACAUUUAGUAAAUUUAUUCAUCAUCCUCCUUUAUUUUGGUCAGAAAAGAUUUCUGUACUAAAUUGUUCAUCAAUGCAAUCUUGGUCUUAUGGACGAGAUGUUUUUCAAACUUUUCUUAAUUCAAGUGUUGAAGGUGGUAUUACAGGUAAUAUUUCAUUUAAUGAAGGAGGUGAUCGAAUUGAAUCAUUAUAUGAAAUAAUUAAUAUUCAACAUGGACAACUAACAGUUGUUGGUACUUAUCGUUCGAAUACAAGUAUUUGUACGACAAGUAGCAUGUGUCGAGAAGUUAUUGAUCGGACAGAAUUAAAACUUAAUGAAGAUCAAAUUAUUUGGCCGAAUGGACUCAAUCGAAAACCUGAUGGAGUUCAUACACGACGAAAUGUUUCGGUUGUUACAAUUGUUGAAAAACCUUUUAUAUUUGCUCGUCCUGGUAAUAAUUGUGAUCCAUUAUCUGAAGUUUAUUGCACACAUAAAAAUCUUAAUAAUUCCAAUGGUGAAGAAUAUGAACAAUAUUGUUGUUAUGGUUAUUGUAUUGCUUUAUUACAAGAAUUAUCAAAAAAUUUAAGUUUUGUUUUUACAUUACAUCUUGUCGCUGAUGGAAAAUAUGGAUCAUUUGAAAAAGAUAGGAUUGAUCAACAAAAAAGAUGGGAUGGAAUGAUUGGUGAAUUAAUAAAUUAUCAAGCUGAUAUGAUUAUUGCUCCAUUAACAAUGAGUCCUGAACGUGCAGAUGAUAUUGAAUUUACAAAACCAUAUAAAUAUCAUGGUAUAACAGUUCUUGUACGAAAGAAUCAUAGUACAUCAAAUUUAGGAUCAUUUUUACAACCAUUUAAAGGAGAAUUAUGGAUAAUGGUGUUAUUAUCUGUACAUAUUGUUGCUUUUGUUCUUUAUUUACUUGAUCGUUAUUCACCAGAUCGACUUCGUUUUGCAUCACGACAAGAUAAAAAAUUAGAAACAAAUUCUUCAGUUGACAGUGAAGACGAGGAAGAUCCACUUAAUUUAUCACGUGCACUUUGGUUUACAUGGGGAGUCCUUCUAAAUUCAGGAAUUGGAGAAGGUACACCAAAAAGUUUUUCUGCUCGUGUACUUGGUAUGGUAUGGGCAGGUUUUACUAUGAUUAUGGUUGCUUCUUAUACAGCUAAUUUAGCUGCUUUUCUUGUUCUCGAUCAACCAAAAACUAGUAUAUCAGGAAUUAAUGAUGCUCGAUUAAGAAAUCCUCAAGAUAAUUUUACUUAUGCAACAGUUAAAGGUUCAUCAGUAGAUAUGUAUUUCAAACGACAAGUUGAAUUUUCUACAAUGUAUCGAACGAUGGAAUCAAAAAAUUAUUUAACAGUUGAUGAAGCCAUAUCAGAUUUACGCGAUGAAAAAUUAAAUGCAUUUUUUUGGGAUUCACCAAGACUUGAAUAUGAAGCAGCUAAAGAUUGUGAUUUAGUUACAGCUGGUGAAUUAUUUGGACGAUCAAGUUAUGGAAUUGCAUUAAGAAAAAAAGAUGCAUGGAUUAAUCCGUUAUCACAUGCAAUAUUAUCAUUCCAUGAAAAAGGUUUUAUGGAAAUACUUGAUAAUCAUUGGAUAUAUGCAAAACAUGAGACACAAUGUGCUGAUGAUUCAUCAUCUCCGGCAACACUCGGAGUUGAUAAUAUGAGCAGUGUGUUUUUACUUGUUAUUGUUGGAGCGACAGUUGGAAUUUUUUUUCUUGCAUUUGAAAUCGUAUUAAAAAGACGGAAAGAACGAUUAGAAAACGAAAGUGAAAUAUCUCGAACUGCUCUUAUUCGUUGGAAGAAAAAAACAGAAGAACCAGAACAACAGCAACAGCCGAUAAUGUUCGAAUCGAAUAAUCAGGAAGAACAAAUUGCUAAUAGAAAUUCUUAUUCUGAAUUUCGCUCAAAUCGUCAUGAUCAUUCUACAUCAGUACAUUUAUAUUAA
Molecule: messenger RNA, 2841 nt
Organism: Adineta steineri
Lineage: Eukaryota; Metazoa; Rotifera; Eurotatoria; Adinetida; Adinetidae
Source: the annotation of a GenBank genome assembly